Messenger RNA from Engraulis encrasicolus (European anchovy), 2374 nucleotides. RefSeq names its product zinc-binding protein A33-like. The transcript is spliced from 8 exons. Bases 1 to 1413 code for a protein of 470 amino acids. NCBI's taxonomy places the organism in Eukaryota, Metazoa, Chordata, Actinopteri, Clupeiformes, Engraulidae. Gene Ontology annotation, cellular component: cytoplasm. Gene Ontology annotation, biological process: protein ubiquitination. Gene Ontology annotation, molecular function: protein binding; ubiquitin protein ligase activity; zinc ion binding. The record is from RefSeq and is a predicted model, not a curated record.
AUGGCAUCAAAGUUCGAAGAAGAUCUUACCUGUCCUGUGUGCUGUGACAUCUACAAGGAUCCUGUCUUACUGACGUGUGCUCACAGUGUGUGUAAGGCCUGUCUGCAGCAGUUCUGGGAGACAAAGGGAUCUAGAGAAUGUCCCUACUGCAGGAGAAAAUGUUCAAAAGGCUGGUAUCCACCCAACAUGGCAUUAAGGAACUUGUGUGAGACCUUCCUACAGGAGAGGAGUCAGGGAGCUUCAGCAGGGUCUGAGGUGCUCUGCAGUCUGCACAGUGAGAAGCUCAAGGCCUUCUGUCUGGACGAUAAAGAAACUGUGUGCUGGGUUUGUCGAGACUCAAAGAAACAUAAAAGUCACAACAUUAGACCUAUAGAUGAAGUAGCACCUGAACACAGGGAUGAGCUCAAUAUCAAACUGCAUCCCUUAGAGAAGAAACUGAAGAAAUUAGAAGAAGUGAAACUCCUCUGUGAUCAAACAGCAGCUCACAUUAAGACUCAAGUGCAUACCACUGAGAGGCAGAUCAAGGAGGAGUUUGAGAAGCUUCACCAAUUUCUUCAAAAUGAAGAAGCAUCCAGGAUAGCUGCACUGAGGGAGGAAGAGGAGCAGAAGAGUCAGAUGAUGAAGGAGAAGAUUGAAAAGCUGAGCAGAGAGAUCUCAUCUCUUUCAGAAUCAGUCAGAGCCAUAGAAGAGGAGAUGGAAGCUGAUGAUGUCACUUUCCUGCAGAACUACAAGAGCACAGUGAAAAGAGCCCAGUGCACACUGCAGAAUCCAGAGAAGCUUUCAGGAGCUCUGAUCAAUGUGGCAAAGCACCUGGGCAACUUGAAGUUCAGAGUCUGGGAGAAAAUGCAGGAGAUUGUUCAGUUCACUCCUGUUACUCUGGACCCCAACACUGCACACCCACAACUCAUCCUGUCUGAGGAUCUGACCAGUGUGAGGUUUGGUGAUGAGGAACAGCAGCUGCCUGAUAAUCCAGAGAGAUUUGAUUGGGGUGCCUGUCUCCUGGGCUCUGAGGGCUUUAACUCAGGGACACACUGCUGGGAUGUGGAGGUUGGGGACAACACAAGGUGGAAUGUGGGUGUGAUGGCAGAGUCUCUCCAGAGGAAGGGAGACUUCACAUCCUUGAGUGGGCGGUGGUAUGUGGGUUGUCAUGAUGGUAAAUAUGGAACGAGUGCCCCACCACAGCCCCCCACUUACCUCACAGUGAAGCAGAAACCCCAGAGGAUCAGAGUGCAGCUGGACUGGGACAGAGGAAAGCUGUCAUUCUCUGACCCCGAUAAUAACACACAUUUACACACCUUCACCCACACUUUCACUGAGAGAAUGUUUCCAUAUUUUGCUACUCUUAAAACUUUGAGAUUGCUUAAAUUGGCUAUUACUUUGAUAUUUCAACAACUCCUAAGGAAAAUGUUGUAAGCACAUUCCUUUAAAAUGUCCAAAACUCCUUCUUACGGUGGUGACUUAAGAACUGACAGUGGUGACAGUAAUCUGAGAGUGGUGAAAGUGGCCUAAUUAGUACCUGCAUUUAGCAAAAUAAAUAGCCCUCUCAAGUCAAUGGCAUCUUGCAUAAACACUUUAUUUUUGUGUGUGCACAGUAUGAGCAUGUGUUUUUACUUCAUUAGUUAGAUUACCUAGGAAGUAAGCCACUGGUUGUUGAAAAUGUGGUAAAAACAGCUUUUAAGUUGUUCAAAUCCAAAAUAUAGAGGUGUAUUAUCAUAGAUGUAGGUCUUGGCUGUGCAGUGAAUGCAUUGGCCAAGCUCCCCAUGUUUAACAUUUUUCAUAAAAUGGGCUCUUUCUUGUUUUGUCAACAGCGGCAGACAGAAUUAGAAGUAAAAACACAUGUUUACUGUAUUAAAGUGAAUUACUUUAACAAUUCAACAUAACUGUAGAUACUUAUUGUAUGCAUAUUCUUAAAACAUGUCAAAAACACUUAAAACAUGUGUUUUUUGGUGAACUCCAUCAGAUGUCACCACCGUCAGGUUUUCUGACAAAAAAACCUCCAAAUGCACCUCAGUGGUGGCUAGAGUAUCAUUUUGGAUCACAAUUAUUACUAACAUGCCUAGUAAUGUUUCAUUAACCAGCACAAUUUAGUAUAAUAUGGAACAACAUGAUGAGCAGAACAAAAUCUGACGGUGGUGACAUCUGACGGUGUGAGACAAAAAAGCACUCUUUUAAAUAUUAUGCAUUGUUUGUUCACAUUAGCCAUUUCAUUUUCGCUCUGUUUCUUGGGUGCUUCAUACCUUUUCUGAAAAAAAUUAUAUUUAUUAACAUUAAUGUAAUACAAUACUAUUAAAACCCCCGACGGUGUUGACAGUUUAUGGUUGGGACAGUACCAGUGUCCAAACAAAUUAACAAAUUGAGGACAAAAUAAUAAACU